AUGGACAAGAUCACCGACAAGAUCGCGGCUCUGCCGCCCGAUGCCAACUACUUCUCCCUCGAGUUCUUCCCUCCCAAGACCCAGAUGGGCUUUGCCAACCUGCGAUCCCGUCUGGAGCGCAUGGCCCGGGCCCUGAAACCGACCUUCGUCAACGUCACAUGGGGCGCUGGUGGCUCGACGGCGCAGAAGUCCAUGGAGCUGGCCGAGAUCUGCCAGCGCGAGCUGGGCCUGACAACCUGCCUGCAUCUGACGUGUACCAACAUGAGCCGGCGACUCAUCGACAAGGCCUUGGAGGAUGCGAAGGUAUUGGGCAUAAGAAACAUACUGGCGUUAAGAGGUGAUCCGCCACGCAAAGAGGAGUACCGGGAUGAGAACGAAGAUGACGACGAGGGGGAUGACGAGUUCACGUGGGCGGUGGACUUGGUGCGCUAUAUACGGACGAACCACGGCGACCAUUUCUGCAUCGGUGUCGCUGCGUACCCCGAGGGCCACGCCGAUGAGAGCCACCCUCUGGGCCAGAGUAUGGAGCACGACUUACCGUCGCUGGUAGAGAAGGUCCAGGCCGGAGCAGAUUUCAUCAUGACCCAACUCUUCUUCGACAUCAAGGCGUACGACAAGUUUGAGAAGACGCUCCGUGAGCACCCAAGCGGCGCUUUCAAGGACACCACCAUUAUCCCGGGCCUCAUGCCCAUACAAAAUUACCAGAUGAUCAAGAGGACGACGAAGCUGAGCCAUGCCAGGAUACCCGACGACCUGAUGGCACGACUGGAAGACGUGAAGAAGGAUGACGAGCAGGUGAAGCAGGUUGGUGUCGACAUCCUGAGUGAGCUGGUCGAGCAGAUCAGGGAGAUAAAGAGCAGGACACCAGGACCAAAGGGAUUCCACUUCUACACUCUCAAUCUCGAAAAGGCCGUCUCUUUCAUUCUGGAGCGGACGGACUUGAUACCACCAGAGACACCUAGUGAGGAAGCGGUGAUGGACGACUUGAUACCCCUGGUGCCGAAGAUCGAAGUCAACGGCUCGGGAUCCAACCACUCCUCACAGCUACAUCUCGCUGUCGGUCACUCCUCACGCCGCCAGUCCAACGUCUCAUCCGAGCCGCGUAAUCGGGUCAUCAUCUCCGCCGAGAACCGCAACCCCUCAAACCCAGAGUACGAGGCCACGCAGCUAGAAGCAUCGCGACCCUUCGACCCAGUCCACAGCCGGGUUAACACCCUGGCCAUUUCGGAAGGCGAAGGAAUUAUGGGACGCGAGGCAACCUGGGAUGACUUCCCCAACGGGCGAUGGGGUGAUGCUCGCUCGCCGGCGUACGGCGAGAUCGACGGAUACGGCGUGAGCCUGCACAUGUCCGUGACCCAGGCGCAGAGGUUGUGGGGGGCUCCCAAAGCGGUAGAGGAUAUCAACACGUUGUUCCUCCGCCACCUGAGGGGUGAGCUUUCGGCAAUACCCUGGAGCGAGGAGGAAUUCAACGCCGAAACCGGGACAAUCAAGGAUCGGCUCAUCGAGCUGAAUACCCGCGGCUGGUGGACGGUAGCAUCGCAGCCUGCCGUCAACGGGCUGCGGUCUUCAGACCCGACGUUUGGGUGGGGCCCGGCAAACGGAUUCGUCUUCCAGAAGGCGUUCGUCGAGUUCUUCUGCCCUGCUGACGACUGGAAGAGGCUGUACGAGAAGUUGUCAAGACCCGAGAUGAAGGACAGCAUAUGGUUCUACGCGGCAAAUGCUUCUGGUGACUUCUUGUCGUCCGACUUCAGCGGCGGGCUAGACCUCGAGAUGAAGGAGGCGGGCACCAACGCGGUGACCUGGGGCGUCUUCCCCGGAAAGGAGAUAAUCACGCCCACGAUCAUUGAGGAGGUCAGCUUCCGGGCUUGGGCAGAGGAGGCAUUCGGCAUCUGGGGUGAGUGGGCGCAGGUCUAUGGCAAGGGCUCGGAGAGCUCAAGAUUCUUGGAGAAGAUGAAGAACGGCCUGUGGCUGGUGAACAUCAUCCACCACGAGUACAUCGAAAAGGAUGCGCUGUGGGAUCUCUUGGCGAGUUCAUAA
This is a messenger RNA of Diaporthe citri, 2037 nucleotides long. RefSeq lists its product as uncharacterized. Gene Ontology annotation, biological process: tetrahydrofolate interconversion. Bases 1 to 2037 code for a protein of 678 amino acids. Lineage: Eukaryota; Fungi; Ascomycota; Sordariomycetes; Diaporthales; Diaporthaceae. Gene Ontology annotation, molecular function: methylenetetrahydrofolate reductase [NAD(P)H] activity; FAD binding. The transcript has a single exon. The record is from RefSeq and is a predicted model, not a curated record. Gene Ontology annotation, cellular component: cytosol.